Molecule: messenger RNA, 1107 nt
Organism: Podarcis muralis (Common wall lizard)
Lineage: Eukaryota; Metazoa; Chordata; Lepidosauria; Squamata; Lacertidae
Source: RefSeq, a predicted model, not a curated record
UAAAUUCCUUCUGCUUUCAUUUCAGAUGAGGUCUGUAUCUGUGGAUCUAAAUAUUGACCCUUCACUGCAGAUUGAUAUCCCUGAUGCUCUCAGUGAAAAAGACAAAGUGAAAUUCACAGUCCAUACUAAGACUACACUGCCAGUUUUUCAGAGCACAGAAUUCUCAGUUACAAGACAGCAUGAAGAUUUUGAGUGGCUGCAUGACACAUUUAUUGAGACAGAAGAGUAUGCAGGACUAAUUAUUCCUCCAGCACCUGCAAAGCCUGACUUUGAUGGCCCCAGAGAGAAGAUGCAUAAGCUUGGGGAAGGAGAAAUGUCUAUGACAAAAGAGGAAUUUGCCAAAAUGAAGCAAGAGCUGGAAGCGGAGUACCUUGCGGUCUUCAAGAAAACCGUAUCGUCACAUGAAGUCUUCCUUCAGCGAAUUUCUGCCCACCCUCUUCUCAGCCAAGAUCACAACUUUCAUGUCUUCCUUGAGUAUGAUCAGGAUCUAAGUGUUCGGAGGAAAAACACAAAAGAAAUGUUUGGUGGCUUCUUCAAAAUUGUGGUGAAGAGUGCUGAUGAGGUUCUGUUCUCUGGGGUUAAAGAAGUAGAUGAUUUCUUUGGACAAGAGAAGAUGUUUCUUAUAAACUACUACAACAGAAUCAAGGAUGCAUGUGCAAAGGCAGAUAAGAUGACAAGAGCGCAUAAAAAUGUUGCAGAUGAUUAUAUUCAUACUUCGGCUUGCUUAAAUAGUCUGGCUCUAGAAGAACCAACUACCAUUAAAAAGUACUUGGUGAAAAUUUCUGAGCUCUUUGAGAAACUCCGGGUAACUUUUAUUUUAUUUUAUUUUUUAUUUAAAACAUUUAUAUCCCACCUUUCACCAAAAAAUAAUCCAAGACAGUAACAUCCCUAUUAAAAGCAAUCAAAACAUUUAAGAUUGUAUUAUAAAACAUGAGUAGCAUAAAACAGCAAGAUAAAAAUGUAAUCUACAGAAAAAGCAGCAGGAGACAAAACAAAAAACUACAAUUGGCACAUGUCAUCAGUAUAAAACCAUAUCGGUCAGAAGUCUUUCUAAAAUGGAAGGUAUUUGCCAUCUGACAAACUAUUGUAAGGGAGGGGUCAGCAUUC